ACAAAGGCGAGCGUGGCUUCCUCGGAUCGGGUGAGAGGAAAAAGGAAGUAUCGGGCUUGGUUGUAGCUAGAGCUGUUCCACGGUGAGUUUUCUUUUUCCUGGAACAGGGAUCGAGUCCCUUCUGCGGGGGAGCUUGGAGGAAGCGCUGCGGAGGUUUUAAAGCGUUUGGCAUCCGGAUAUGGUGCACACCCCUUACAUGGCGAGGUUGGCAGGCUAAUAGCGUCUCUUGGUGGAUAGAUAGUAACUACAAUACGGUGCUGUGGUAUUUUUAUGCACGUUAGUUCCGUUUUGUUCCUUCCGGAGUUUAGGAUCCCGUUUCGGAUUUUUGAUACAUUUUGUAUAUUCAGAAAGAAACGCAGUUCCCGAGGAACACAAGUGCAGAUGUGAAAAUCCACGGCUUUAUUUUACUAUAGGUACCUGUUGCUGCCCUUCGUCUCAUACAAUUCGUUUCUUGAGUUUUUCUGUAGGGGACCUCUCGUAAAUCGCUGCAGUGAAGACAAAAUCUUUUGAUGCCUUAAGUGCCAGCUCGUUUAUUGAAUCAACAGUUGGUCAGCAACUAUGGAAGGAUCUGGAAAAUCAUCUUCAGAGCCACGAAAUUAUCGAAUACCAAAGAAAGUAUCAAACACACAGCCAGAUGAUGGCCAUAUUCAAUCUCCAUUGUCAAGAUUUGAAGAAAUUCACCAAAGGCAACAUUCAUUUCAAGGGUGGGCAUCAAGAUCAGGGCAUAAAAAGAUUCAGUCAAACUGGAAGAGGAAAAACUCUUGCAUUGGUGCUGAAGGAUCAGUAUUGGGGCAACCCAAAAUUAUCUUGACGAAUGUCCUGAAGACGGAAUUAGGAAGAAAAUAUAUAAAGACGCAGUUUGUAACUGAUGCUAAUUUAUCUCAUGCUAUCAAGUUGCAGUCAAGUCAACAAACCUCAUCAUCUGUUGAUAGUCUAGAGAUAUGGCACAUAUUAAGUCCUCUUCACCAACCCCCUUUUUUAUCAGAAAGGCAACCUAAAGUUAUGUUGACGAAUAUUCUGAGGACAAAAACAGGAAGAAAAUACAUGCAAAGGGACCUUUUAACUGAUGCUAAAUUAUCUGAUGCUAACAAACUGCAAUCAGAUGAACAACCCUCCUCAUCUAUUGCCAGCCUAAAAUCUUGUCAAACAAUAAGUUCUCAACAAAGCUGUAUUUUACCUAAAAGAUAUGAAAGAUAUCCAAAAAGAUCACAUGAAUGGAAACAGUAUGAAGAUACAGAACAUAGUAAAGCUUUGCAGACUUUAAGAAAAUGUGAUGUAUUGCUAGAAGACUGCAACACCAAGAAUAAAGGAGGACACAAGGCAGAGAAAGGACAAGAGAACUCCAAGAAUCUUUUUCCUUGUUUGAAGAAGUCAAGCUAUCAGAAUAAUGCAAGCAGAAAAAGAAGGGGUGAUGUUUUCCCUAACCAGUGGAAUGAAGCUUCUCCACAAAAAUCACUACUGGCAAAACACAGGACAGAAUCAGUUCAAUCACCUGGCUACCAAGAUUCAAGCAAGAACCACCAGAAUCAUAUGCACAAUCUACAGCAGGAAAAUAUUCUUCAGCCUUUGGAAUCAGAUUGUAAUGAAACAUUAAAUACCACUGAUCUAAACAUUACUGGCUGCUGUCCUAAAAACUAUUCAAACUCUUCUCCCAAAAGAAAGCCACAUUCUUUCACUGAUAAGGAUAAAUGUAUUUUGCCUGUAGUCAGCUCUGCUGUGAAGGAAAAAGUGAAUACAACUUUGCCACUAAAAAAUCUAUUGAAUAAAUCUGAAAUGAAUAAAGAGACUGCUGAGUCAUCUGAGCCAAUUGUCCUUUCUAGUGAUGAAGAAGAAGAAAUUGCUGAUCUACAGGAUCCAGAGACAUAUUUCCAGACUGGGAAAGGCCAUGAACUGGAGAAUAAUGAUAAAGACCAGGAAAGUGUUCUACAUUUAUCAGAAAAUCUGUCACAGUAUGUGACUGAAAGCAAAGCAAAACUAGUAUCAGCUGAUCCACUUGUUCUUCAUUCCUCUGCAGAUCAUAGCACCAUCAGUGAACAGGUACCCCUUGCCUUAGAUAUAAAGUUUAAAAGGCUUUAUUUUGGAAAAUAUAAAGGAGCAGCAGCAGGAUAUGCUCGGUUUACCACCAGCUGCUUUACAAUCCCAUUUGAAGUUGCACUUAACAAGAAAAUUGAACUCUCAAUAGAUUCCAUGCAUUUAAAAAAGUUUGGACUGUGGACAAAUAAGGAUUUGUCAGAUUUUGAGAGUAGUGCUGUCAUUUUCCUUUGGCUGUCAUUAGAUUGCAUGGAGCAAGUUGAAAAUCAACUAGGAACAACUAUAUUAAACAAGCAAGUUAGAGGUAGCAAAUACAUUUUUCUUCAGCUAUCUCAGAUGCUCACAGAAGAGGAGCAGGUAAUGCUGAACAGGAUAAUUGUGGAAGUAAGCACAAAGAUUAGUUCUGCAGAUCUUACCGACUUUUUACCUUGUCAGCAAGCCAUUGAAGAAAUCUCAUGUGAAGAAAAUCCUUUCAUGCGCUAUUGCUAUGAAACAUUUCAGAAACCCUUAGAAAGGAACAGGACUUCAGUUCCAGCAGAGCAACCUCUUGAGGGAUGGAAAUCAAAUCUCAACAAGCCCAGUUAUACCUUGCUGCAGAAACAACAUAGUGGACAAUACUCCUUUUCUAUCACUUCUGUGAAAGGAAAUGGAUGGAAUGAGUUGAGAGAAACUGGACCUGUGAAGAACUUGAUUGUUUAUCCUCCUCCACCUGCUAAAGGAGGACUUGGUGUCACAAAAGAGGAUUUGGAGUGUUUAGAAUAUGGAGAAUUCCUCAAUGAUGUAAUCAUUGACUUUUAUCUUAAAUAUCUGCAGUUAGAAAAAGCUCCUAAGGAACUUGCAGACCGGUCACACAUAUUUAGCAGUUUCUUCUAUAAGUGCUUGACUAGGACAGAGAAGAACUCUGAAGAAAAUCCAAAACUUACAAUAGCACAAAGAAGACACCGAAGAGUAAAAAGAUGGACUCGAUAUAUAAAUAUUUUUAAUAAAGAUUACAUUUUUGUGCCUGUAAAUGAAGAGUUUCAUUGGUAUAUUGCAGUAAUUUGCUUCCCUUGGUUAGAAGAAGUUAUAUAUAAGGAUUGUGAAAAUCAACAUUUGCCACAAUCCUACUUCGAGCAGUUUCCACAUCAGCCAGAAAGUAACAGCGGAACAGUUAGAAAAGAAACUAUUUUGGUCCUUACUGAUAUCUGGUGUGAUACUGAAGAGCUGGAUAUAAAGAACCAGCAUCCUGAAGAUAAAAUUCAACCAGGAACUGUGGCUUCAGAAUUAAAUUCCAAAGUUUCCAAAAAAUGUUCAGGCACUUUAAAAAUCAAGAAAAUUUGUAAAAGGCCAUGUAUCCUCAUCUUAGAUUCGCUGAAGGCAAGUUCAGUAGAGAAUACUGUUCAGGUCUUGAGAGAAUAUCUAGAAGCAGAAUGGGAGGCUAAACGUAAAACUUGUCGUGAGUUCAGCAAAUCGACUAUGGUAGAUUUUUGUCCAAGAGUCCCCAAACAGAAUAACAGCAGUGAUUGUGGAAUAUACUUAUUGCAAUAUGUGGAAACUUUCUUCCAGAAUCCUAUUGUUGACUUUGAGCUUCCAAUACACUUGGAACAGUGGUUCCCUCCUCACCUGGUGAGAAGCAAGCGAGAACAGAUUAGAGACUUGAUCUUGCAACUUCACUUUCAGCAGCAGAGUGGCAGCAAAAGCUAGCAGAUUUUUCUUCUGGGUCUUGGAGAUGAAAACACAGAUCCAGAAGUAUUAGAAAUCCAGUCUGCACCGUUUGUUCUUUUAAUGUUGUAAAGAGCUUUGUUUCUGUAUUUAUUUUAAGGGUUACAUUUGAAUUGUAUUUACAGAAAAUGUCAGCCUAUAAAUUGUAAUUACAUAAUUUAAAGUAAAUGUUACAUUGCCUUAUUUUAUUUUAGUGGGAAAAAUAGAAGCAAAAUUACAAACAGAGAUGGGAAAAUAUUGUAAUCCUAAGCAAUGUAAAUGUAAAUGUAAAUCAUUUUCUUUCAAACAGUAGCAUAACAAAAUGGAUACAUUUUAAAAGUUAUAUUUAGUAUCUUUGAAGAUACCACUUCAAUAUUGUAAAAGAACAAUGAAAAAUUUGCUUUUGGAUACAACAGAUAUGCUGCAUUGGAUUUUGGGUAUAUUUUGGUUUUUCUUAGAAAUUGAUAUGCAUAACCGCUUUUUAUAUAGUAUUUUUAAAAUGCUAGAACACAAUGUGAAGUCAUGCUUCAAAGUUAUUAUAAAAUGGAUGUGUCAUUUGUUUUCCUUGUUAACUUGGUUACAUAGCUCAGAUUCAAAUCAUAAUCUGUUUCUGCUGCUCAGAAUUUGUAUAUGAAUACUAUGUAUUUGGUAAGAUACUU
This is a messenger RNA of Candoia aspera, 4370 nucleotides long. RefSeq names its product SUMO specific peptidase 7 (gene SENP7). Bases 559 to 3714 code for a protein of 1051 amino acids. The record is from RefSeq and is a predicted model, not a curated record. Gene Ontology annotation, biological process: proteolysis; protein desumoylation. Gene Ontology annotation, molecular function: SUMO-specific endopeptidase activity. NCBI's taxonomy places the organism in Eukaryota, Metazoa, Chordata, Lepidosauria, Squamata, Candoiidae. Gene Ontology annotation, cellular component: nucleus; cytoplasm. The transcript has 24 exons.